AGAUUAGAUUAGGUUUUGAUGCAUCCAUCCCGGUUUUGUCGCUGAAAUCAGAUCCCCAGUUCCCAUCAUUCCUCUCCAAUAACCACACACGAAAACUCCCACAAAAUUACCCCAAAUUACCCCAUCAGCAUCCCACUUUUUAUUUAUAACAACAAAUUCCUCAACUUCCAUUCCAAAUUCCAAAACCCCAAAUUCCACAGCUCUCUCUCUUUCUUUCUCUAACUCCAUGGAUGCCCAUCGCAGCCCUGUUUUAACUUGGGCUUAUUUCUUGCAAGCCAAGAACAUUGACGAAUUGAGGCAUUCUCUUCUGUGCACCACUGUGGAGCUGGAGCAGACCAGAAUUGCGGUUCAGGAGGAGCUGAAGAAGAGGGACGACCAGAUUUCACAUCUCAAAGAUCUGCUUACUCAAGCCAUUAGAGAACGCGACGAAGCCAACCAAAAAUCUGAAAAACUUCUCCAAAAACUCUUAUUUCCUGCUCCUGCUCCUCCUGUCGUCUCUGCAAUUUCCACCAUUGAAGACGAACCCAGAAGGGGAAUCGACUUCUCCUCCUCCGAUUGCGAAGAGAGCAUCGUCUCCUCUCCGAUUCCGGCCGAGAUCGCCGCCGACUGGCUCCCGGAAAAGCCACUUCCGGAGAAGGGUAGCCUCUUACAGGCCGUCGUCAAGGCCGGCCCGCUUCUGCAGACCCUCCUCCUCGCCGGACCGCUCCCCCAAUGGAGACACCCGCCGCCGCCGCUGGAAUCGUUCCAGUUGCCGCCGAUUGCAAUCCCCCUUCCGCCGCCGCCGCCGCCGCAAGCCCUGCCGUCAACUAAUUGUGGGAUAGUGAACAAGAAAAGGGCGUGCGAGGAAUUGGAGUCUCCAACAGCAACCAAAUUGCAGAGGCUUCUGUUCCACUAACUUCCAACAAAACCCAAUUGAAUUUAAUUAAACACCACUGAUAUAGAUCUUGUAUAGAAGUUAAAUGUUCUUCAAGUUCUAAUUAAGAGAUAGAGUAAAAGCUUGAUCUUGAGGGGGUUUUUUCUUUUUUUUUUCCUUUUUUGGGGGGUCCAUGAUAUAUGUGAAAUGGGCAUUUUAUUUUUCUGAAGAAUUUGGUGUGAUUAUAGUGAGUUUUAGAGUGAUAGAGUGAGGAAUGAGGAUUAAAGUUAUGUGGGUGUGGAGAGUAGUUAGGGGGGUGGGGAAAGUGUAUGGUCCUACAUAUCAGAAUCAGGAUCUUCUGCCUGCUGUUGUGCUUGUAUAUCAAAAAAGAAAUUUAGAGGAGGUUUGUUUUGUCUUAAUUUAAAA
This is a messenger RNA of Momordica charantia (bitter melon), 1279 nucleotides long. RefSeq lists its product as uncharacterized. NCBI's taxonomy places the organism in Eukaryota, Viridiplantae, Streptophyta, Magnoliopsida, Cucurbitales, Cucurbitaceae. The record is from RefSeq and is a predicted model, not a curated record.